AUGUCGAACAACAGCGUAAAAAUUCCCGCUUUACAAUGCAAGCUGUCUGGCCAAGGCCAUUACACUGUUUGGAGGGACCUCGCUUGUCGCAUGUUAAAAGUUUACGAUAUGUGGAAUCUAGUCAAUGGUACGAGUAAGCGUCCUGCGUUCACCACUACGGUUACUGCGGCACCACCUGCAGAACAACCAGCAGAAGGUGCAGUAGCAGCAACACCAGCAGAAGAGGACGAAGAAGAAACCACAGACAAUGCCGAAGAAAUCAGCGAAUGGGACAAGAAAGAUAACCUCGCUGUCGUCUUCCUUCAAUCCAACAUCAAAUUUGAAGACAUUAUCACGCUCACUCCGGCCGAUACCACUCACCAUCUCUGGACUCAACUUGAGGACAGAUUUGAUCGGAAAACUGUAUCUUCCCUCCACUCGCUUCUUGCCAACGUUGUAACCCUACAGUAUACGCCUGACAAAGGCAUCAAGGAACAUCUAACCCAAUUCAAUACUCUUUGGUCAUCCCUCCUCACUAGAACUAGUAACUCUACGGACAAAACCAAAGACCCACUCGGUUACCACCUCCACCAACUCGCAUCAGUCUCAGAAGGGAAGGCAUCCUUCCUACUCCUCUCACUUCGGCAUGAAUCCCUCGAAUCAGUCGUUGACAACCUGCAAACCAAGCUUAACGUCACCUUCGAUGACGUCUAUGAAAAGCUACUGGAUCUGGACUCACGGCGCAACAACGAUGGACAAGCUGCUGGAGAAGCCUACAACAUUAGGCGAGGAAAUCCAGGACCCGGAAACAACAAAGUCGGCAAGGCACGGAACAACAAAAAGGACAAAAAGGACCUUACAUGCACAUGGUGCAACAAGAACGGCGAAUUUGCAAAAGGCCACACGCACAAAGACUGCCGGAAACUCAAAGCUUUCAGAGACAAAGAGAAUUCCGCUGCAUCUGGCAAUCUCAAUGUCGUGUCCGGUACUGCAUUUCACAUAAAACUAGAUCUUUCUUGGAUUCCUGACCUCUCUGGCCUCCCCACACUCGAAGAAGCUGAUGUAUUCACUAUGCCGGUUUCUUUCGACUUCAUCACUUUCUCAGAUACCUCAGAUGUAACAAUGGAAGACUACUUUGGCUUCGUUGCAGGACCUUCCGCAUCUAACAACAAGGCAUGGAUCUUUGACCCUGGUGCAACUAACCACAUGGCCGGAACUCAGGUUACCAACCCCUCACCUUACAGUGGAACAGUCACUGUUGGCGGCGGGCGAAAGCUACAGAUAACCGGAAUUGGAAACGUCACCAUCAACGGAUCACAUGGCCCUAUUACUCUGCAGAACGUAUUUUUAAUCCCAGAACUCGGCAAUACCAACCUAAUAUCUUGGUCAUGCAUUGCCAAAAAGAGAUUUACAACGACAGGGACAGAAAACGGCUUUACCAUUUACAAACUGAACAGCAAGAAAAUCAUUGGAAUCGCUAAUGCAAAUAGUACUGGUCUUUAUAUCUUUGAAACCAAGGAACUUUGCGCACACAUCUCCAUCGCUACCAGCUUCUAUGACUGGCACCAACAUCUUGGACAUCUCCCCGCUUUCUCACUCUCACGGUUACGUAACAUGGUCACCGACCCAAAGUCUCUCCCCACAACAGGUCACAUGGAAACAUGCAACACAUGUGAACUCGCCAAAUCCAGCAAAUCUCACCUUACCCCUCUUACCGAACCACGAUCCAAACAAUCACUAGAAUUAAUCCACUCAGAUCUGAGCGGCAAGUUUUCCACUCCUUCUCUUGGCGGUUUUAGUUACUAUAUUACCUUCAUCGACGAUUACUCCAGGUACGCUCACUUCUACUUCCUUAAAAAGAAGUCAGAUGCAGCAGCCGCCACACAACGGGACAUCGCAUAUAUGGAAAAUCAAUUGGACAAAACGGUUAAACGGUUCCGAAGCGACAAUGGUGGCGAGUAUAUCUCCAACAACCUCUAA
This is a messenger RNA of Morchella sextelata, 1959 nucleotides long. RefSeq lists its product as uncharacterized. Gene Ontology annotation, biological process: DNA integration. The transcript has a single exon. Gene Ontology annotation, molecular function: nucleic acid binding. Lineage: Eukaryota; Fungi; Ascomycota; Pezizomycetes; Pezizales; Morchellaceae. The coding region runs from base 1 to 1959 and encodes 652 amino acids. The record is from RefSeq and is a predicted model, not a curated record.